AUGACAGAACGGAUAGCUCCAACGUCUAGUUCUCUGCAAGCCAACUAUGUCAAUGCUGUCGAAAUCUUCUCCAUGUGGACGGCUGCUCGGAGGCGGCAAUGGCCCUUAUGCUUUGGUCUGCUUGGCGGAUUAAUCGCGGCUGUCCUAGUAUCUUUCAUCAACGCCUUGACAUAUGUCGAUGCGACUGCAAAAGUUUCGGAAGACGGCGUAGAAUUCAUCCAGACUUCCAACUUCAACUUCACUAAUCGCUUCGUUGACAGCACUGGCUCGCUUACGAUGGCCUGGAACUAUAGCGGAAGUCAGCCUUAUGCAGGUUUGACCGGCUCUCAGCAGCAAAAUGGGAAGUAUCCAUCCUGGACCAGCGAUGGAUAUGCUUUCACGACAUUUGCAACCAAUCAUUAUCCCGGACAAAUCAUCAAUGGUACUCUCAGAGCAACCGCCACUGCAUUCUCUGCUGGUCUCAACUGCACUCCCAUUAGAAUGUCCGUGGUAACGCCACCAGUUUUGUCGGAGGAAGACGUCGACAACGGUUCCGUGACCAACAAAUACUUCUUAUACAGUGGGACCCGAACAUCUUGGAAUAUGCUAUUCGCCGGUGUUGGCUUGCCUGCCGCAUGGUUCAAUCUGACAAAGUGCCGAAACUUUGCCACGGAAUCUCUCAAAAUUUGGGCAAACAUUCUUCGCCCAGGAGGCGGCCAACCGACCGCAUCAGACCUGGACGUCAGCAGUCUGUUGUGCGAUCCAUGGUACGCGAUACAGAAUGCGUCGCUAAGUGUCAAUGCCAGCAGCGGAGAAGUGGUGUCUUACGCUCUUACAGACGCUGCAAAGCCUUUCGAUACGGGUACGAUCACUCCGGACGUUCUUGUGACAUACCUCAACAAUCCUCUCGACGGUACAUCGUUGGACGCAUAUCUGAAAACAUCGUGGCACGGCUCAUUCGCGACAAACUCGCAAACCGUUUUUCCACAAGCCUCGUACAUAAAUGUCACAAGUUGGGCCGACUACUACUUUGUAAUCACUGGACGGGACCCAUUCUUCGCUCAGAUGCUGAGUGGGUAUAAUGCCUCGCUCAUUGACUCACUCUUCAAUAACAGUACGAAUUUUGCCAUCGCCACAUCCUCGUUAGUUGGCAACUAUGUCGUGCAGCUCGCGAACACCAUGGCCCGGGAAAGCAAGAACUCUACCCUGAGAGGCACUAUCGUCGUCAUGCAACUGCGAGUCCUUGUUCGAGAUUGGGCUCUCCGUGCAGCGCAAGCCUCCUUAGCUUGCCUUGCCGUCAUUUGCGUUCUCUUAGCGACCUUACUUCGCGUAAGAUCAUGUCUCAACGAAGACUGCGGUACCUUGGCAGCAAUUGCUGUGCAUCUUGCAAACAAUCCGAAUAUUGAGCAAACAAUGCUUAGGGAACAAUAUGGCCGUCGAGCUCUCAGUGGAUUCACUUUGGCUCGUGCAUCCCGCAGUGACCGUGACGCCGUCCAGAUCGAUCUUAUUCACGAAGAGACUGUCAACGCUACAAGUCAGACGCAUUGGUUGGCUGAUAGAUAUAGACCCACUGCAUUGCACUGGCUAUACAUCGCAGGCGUCACGAUCAUCAGCCUGGCACUGAUCGCUAGUGCUGCGACGACGUUACGUGAGGCGUUGUACGAGCUCAUUAUCUCGAAAAGCCCAACUGAUUGGUUCGCGCAGAAUGCUUUCGCCUUUAUCCCAAGCUUCGUCUUGCUGUUUUUGGGCUACGGUCUAGGCGGUUUAAGUGAUUCAGUCACUCUUCUGGAGCCAUAUCGCAAUCUGCGAAGGGGGAACGGUAGGCCUGGCCGGCAAACGGUGCUCUUCAACCCCACCGCCCACUCUGUCUUCUCCCUGCCGUACAGGGCAGUCGCCGGUUCUGGCAGUCUGGUUCUCCUCUUCGUGUCUUUGCUCGUCGUAAUCUACCCAGGUGUCAAGAUCGCUGCUGCCGAGCUCUACAAGACGUCAACGUCCGAUCGCGUUUCCCAAGAGAGGACGAUGGGUCUUGACUCGAGUCUGGUAGACAAUUUCGAAAGCACAUACGAUCUCACGCAAAGUGUUACUGGUGGUAUCACCGACCGUGCAUCGCAGUGGAGCGAGUGGUCUCUGAUCAAAGAAUUCAAUCUGCCGCCUCGCACUAACGCCCUGGAUAAACUAGUCUUCACUGAAUUACAAGGUGACGUGGGGAAUGCUGCGGCCAUUCAUGCUGUCAUUCCAGCCAUCGAGGUUAACGUGACCUGCCAACCAUACGACAACGAAGACUUCAGUUUGUGGGUAAGUCAGACCUACAACGCCUACUGGGGUACACUUCCGUGCUUCAUGUUUCGACCUGAAACUCUGCACGUCAACAAAACUGGUGCAGCUAGGGUCGACUACUACGCCAUGUCGAUGCUUCAGAACUCAGUCAACGCGUCAAAUUAUAUCGGCGCGGCAUUUUUACCUGUUGACGGGUACAUGAUGAGAAGCACUGUGCUGCCAGGUACUCCGUACACAAUGCUGCUUGCAGAUUACAGCAGCAUAACUUCCGGCAUCGUGAACGCGACGUACGUCCCUGUUAUUCGACCUAGGGACCAAAACAAAAACAAUAUUAUGCAAGAUAGUGCGAUUGAAGCAAAACCUGGCAUGUUCAACGUCUCUUUGCCCACUAUCCGAGGCGUUGUGUGUACCCGGGAGUUCAACAAAGUCUCCGUUGACGCGAUACUUAGGCAAGGAGUGCGAGUAGGGCUGAACGAUUCUUCAACACUCCUUCCAUGGUCCGUGACCAGUUAUGACGAUCGUACGAUUACAGACCGCACACCUUAUAACCGCUCGACGCCCGGCUGGAUGUUUCCGUACUACCCGGCCGAUUUUAUUUCCCAGAGCAAUUAUUGGAAUAACCCAGCAACCGGGGGCAAUGCUGCGCAGGUGGUCGGCAACAGUCUCUGGCCAACAAAGGGUACUAGCCGGAACAUUUGGGAGCAGCUCGCCGUGCUCCAGCAGUCCAAGGUCGGCCAUGACAGCAUCACGAGCUCAUUACUCGACGUCAACGAGCUUGCAAGGAGUGCUGAGGAACUACUAACGACGUAUUCAAUCCAAAUGCUGUCCGAGCUGCGUACCUAUACGUCACAGUUGGCCAACACGAACAGCAAACGAGAUGUCAACGUGAAUACGAUUCCUGUACAAGUUUUCGGACACCUACCGGCGGUUCAACAAUCAGCAACAAUGACCUACGCUAUCGCUGCCAUGCUGGCGACCGUCAUUGUCUGUCCGCUCUCAGCCGCGUCCGCAUACCUGCCUUUUCCAGGCAUUAAGCGAGAGGCACUUGAUCUCCGAGAGCCGCCGGGUUCAAUUGCGGCAGCGAUGACAUUGCUGGCGGGCGGUAGGCUAGUACAAGAGCUGCGGAGGCAAGGCGUGACGCGGACGAAUCAGACGAAUAUUUGGGAACGCAGGUUCCGGCUUGGAUGGUGGGAGGACACGGAAAGCGAAGAGGCGGAGCUAGGAAGGAGACGCUGGGGCAUUGACGUUGUGGAAUAG
This is a messenger RNA of Exophiala xenobiotica, 3513 nucleotides long. RefSeq lists its product as uncharacterized. Lineage: Eukaryota; Fungi; Ascomycota; Eurotiomycetes; Chaetothyriales; Herpotrichiellaceae. The coding region runs from base 1 to 3513 and encodes 1170 amino acids. The record is from RefSeq and is a predicted model, not a curated record. The transcript is spliced from 3 exons.